Cercopithifilaria johnstoni is the source of this 255-nucleotide messenger RNA. Lineage: Eukaryota; Metazoa; Nematoda; Chromadorea; Rhabditida; Onchocercidae. The record is from the annotation of a GenBank genome assembly.
AUGAUACGAUAUUUUAUUCCACGUUACAAAGCAAAGAUAUCGCUAAUACCCAAUCCAAUGGUCAAGUGUUCCGUUUUUCACCGCAUUGGCCAACGACGUAUUGCAAUGAAGGACCAGACACAGUUUUGGUCACUGGAAAACGUCAUUAGUCAGCUAGAGUUCUGGUCAUCACCGGAAGAGCUAGAGUUCUGGUCACCCUGUUCAUUAAUCGAACACAGUUUUGAUUAUCACCGGAAGAUGCAUUGUUCUGAAUGA